Suillus fuscotomentosus is the source of this 2307-nucleotide messenger RNA. RefSeq lists its product as uncharacterized. The record is from RefSeq and is a predicted model, not a curated record. The transcript has 11 exons. The coding region runs from base 1 to 2307 and encodes 768 amino acids. Lineage: Eukaryota; Fungi; Basidiomycota; Agaricomycetes; Boletales; Suillaceae.
AUGGCAGCGGACGACCUUCACGACCUUCAUACUUCCUCCUAUGAAGCAGGAGAUGAUGUACAUAUGUAUGACUUUGGAAACGAAGGAGGGACUUUCGAGCGAGCAUCUGGAGAGAGAACUCGGGAUGAGGAUAGAGAUGCAGAACCCCCGGUCGCCUUUGAACAUGGCUACACAUUCCUGAGUCUAUUUGAUUCUGACGAAAAUAGCAUCUACCGCAAAACCAACCUUUACUAUCUGUUUUCAAGUCGGAGAGAAUGGCAAAUUGCGGCGUGGCUUCUGCAUUCCGGACUAAGCAUGGGGAAAAUCGAUUCGUUUCUAGCAUUGGAGAUGAUCCAGGAUCUACGUCUGUCAUUUCACUCAGCAAAAGAGUUACGAGGCCGAGCUGAAACACUACCAAGUGGUCCGCGUUGGAAAUCCCAAGUCAUUUGUACGUCUCAUGAUACAAAAUCACCAGUUGUUCUCUACUGGUGGGAUCCGAUUGACUGCAUCAGCAAUUUAUUCAAUCACCCUUUAUUUCACAACCGUAUGGACUUGACGUCUCGCAAAGUUUAUACCACGGCACGGAAGCUAUCUCGGGUGUAUACUGAAUGGAUGAUGGGUGACCAUGCAUGGGAAAUGCAGUCGGCGCUACCUUGUGGCGCAACACUCCUUGGUACUGUCUUGUCUUCGGACAAGACAUGUAUCACUGCAUUGACAGGUGAUCGUGUCACACAUCCCCUCCUUCUCAGUCUUGCAAAUAUUCACAUGAACACACGGCUCAAAUUGUCCUCAAACGCCUUCGUACUUACUGCCCUGCUACCCAAGAAACGAAUGAAGGGUGUGUUACAGGAUCGGCUUAUUCACCAGUGCCUGGACAUUGUAUUAGAACCAUUGAAGUCGGCUACUCGAGAAGGCGUCAUGUUAGCAACAACUCUCGCACAGCUAGAUGUUGUGCACUCGUGUGCUGAUCAAAACGAUAUUGAAGCAUUUUUCCGGGAAUCGCAGAAGUUCCGACUGAAUGGUGUCACAAAACCAUUCUGGAGUGAUUGGGUCUUAGUGGAUCCUGACCGGUUUCUCACACCUGAAUCACUGCACUCUGAGAUAGACUUUCUAUUUUCCAUCCUGCAGCCCACCACUGGUUAUCGGCAUUUUCACGAAGGCAUCUCAAAACUCAAGCAAGUCACAGGUCGUUGCCAUCGAGACAUUCAGCGAUCAAUUAUCGCAGUCUGCGCAGAUGCAGCACCCUCUGGUAUCAUUGUUGCUGUCCGUGCACUCAUGCACUUUCAUUACCUUAUACAAUCGCCACACAUCAAUGACCAUGAUAUCUGUCGCAUCUCAGCUGCAUUAGACGAGUUUCACGCCAAUAAACAUGCAAUCAUCAGCACUGGAGUUCGCCGAGGAAAAAGCCGUACCGUUAUCGACAACUGCUCUGGCGUUAUGGGACAGUGGUCUGCGGAUGUCACUGAGCAUGCGCAUAUUACGGUAGUAAAAGACCCCGCGAGAUCCAGCAACAACAACAACUACGAUCCCCAAAUCUGUCGUCAUCUUGACCAAGACGAAUUUGCGAAUGAGGAUGACGAGACUGACAGCGAUGUGGACGACACACCCGCAGGACUACCCUCCACAUCUCGACAACCCGGACAGCCGCGUCCUACUACAAACUAUUUUGUGAUCGCCAAGAUGCUCCAGCAAAGGGAAAUGGGAUCAGUGCCGGUCCCAUUACGCACCUUUGUCAUUGGACGGACAGCCUUUCAUCUUGCUUACGAUCCUUCUAUUAGGAGCAUUACUCUUGAUGAAGUUGCCAUCAAGUUUGGCCUACCAGAUCUGCGCCCAGCUAUGGCUGAUUAUCUUCACCGUGAGGUGACUUACAGCAACCACAUUCACUCGAUUGGUGGUCCCAGAAGGGCUGGACAUAACGCCGAACUUCCAUUUCAUAAGGUUCAAGUCUGGUUUAAAGUCCGUUUACAGGAGACGGAAUUUCACGACAUCUGCGAUAUUUGCCCAGCUCAGACAUUAAACUGCGUGCCACCCAGCGACCCCUGGACAUUUGGCCGUUAUGAUAAUGUCAUUAUCCAGACUAGCACAGAGCACUCUUGGCCUGCUAGUAGUCUCACAGACCAAUUUGUUGCCUAUGUCCAAUGUUUCGAUAUCUCUAGUGAACGUGAUCCAACUACUCAGUUGCACCUGAGAGCGCCUGUCAACCUCAUUCCCCGCUUUGGUGCUGCUGCAGAUAAGCGCCUCACACCCUAUAAUAGCAUGGAGCAUGCAACUGAGUUUUGGUUAAAUUAUUUUUGGGACAAAAACACCUUUUUUGUCCUAUCAUCGUAG